Callorhinchus milii (elephant shark) is the source of this 2377-nucleotide messenger RNA. Its product is annotated as E3 ubiquitin-protein ligase TRIM39-like. The record is from RefSeq and is a predicted model, not a curated record. Gene Ontology annotation, molecular function: protein binding; zinc ion binding. The transcript has 8 exons. The coding region runs from base 319 to 1779 and encodes 486 amino acids. Lineage: Eukaryota; Metazoa; Chordata; Chondrichthyes; Chimaeriformes; Callorhinchidae.
CACCUCUCGGGCCCUUUGAAUAUUGCUUCACUACCACAUGUUCUUGUGUUGGAGAACACACAGUAUUCACACAAUAUGAAGCGGAUAAAGCAGUGACUGACGGACAGAGAAAUGGAGUGUAUCAGUUUGAUUUAUGAAAUGAAGUUGAAGAAAGAAAAGUCAGCGACUGAGACUGCGGAGAUAUCCGAGAAGAGAAACUGAUCGCUUCUCAAUCUCUCUGUGUCUGUCCCUUUGAACAGCAGUUGGUCUGUGAUCCCCACCCACACAGCCAAGUCCUAAAGGUGAAAGUCCCAAACAGAGCAAAGAGCUGAGGGUGAAAUGGCGUCUGAACAGGAACUGGAGAACCUGAGAAAUGAAGCCACGUGUUCAAUCUGUCUGGAGUUUUACACGGAACCGGUGACUAUAGACUGUGGCCACAACUUCUGCAGAGACUGUAUUUUACAGUGUUGGGGCACAGGACAAGAAAGUGUGUCCUGUCCGCAGUGCAGGCAGCAGAUUCCCCAGAGGGGUGUUCGGCCCAACAGAACUCUGUCUAACAUUGUGGAGAGUGUUCAGAGACUGAGCCUGAAUCCGAGGCUGGAAGAGGUGGGAAUCCAGUGUGAAGAGCAUGAGGAGAAGCUGAAACUGUUUUGUGAAAUGGAUCAAAGAGCGAUCUGUGUGGUCUGUGCGAUGUCCCGUGAUCACAAGGAUCACACAGUCAUUCCCAUUAAGGAAGCUGCUGAGCUCCUACAAGGAAAGAGUUGGUAUUGUGUACAGCCGGUCACUGAGCAGCAAUCUCGCCGGCCUCUGGGUCAGAAGCAAAAGCUGCAGAAAGCCCUGGAAACCCUUCAGGAACAGUUGGGUGAAAUGUCUCAGUGUCAGAGAGAAGAAGGAGCUACUCAAAUGGAAGUCCAGAGACAAGCCGAGCGUCUGAGGAAGAACAUUGACGCUGAAUUUGCUAAACGUCACCAGCUGCUGAUUGAGGAGCAGCGAGACCUGAUCACCAAACUCAGACAGCAGGAGGAGGCCAUCUUAGGACAAAUAGAAAACAAUAAGAGUGACAUUUCCAAGCAAAUUACUUCUGUUAACCAGAGAAUAGCAGAAAUCCAGACAAGACUGACUCUCCAGAACACCGAAUUCCUGAAGGAUAUCAUAUCCAUCAUUGACAGGUCCGGUGUUGACAUCAAGAAACCCACAAAAGUGUCUGUUGAUGUGGCUGAGAGGGACCUCAUUGGGCCUCUGCAGAGCAGAGAGUGGAAACUCCUGUUAAAGGGCAUCACUGCAGCUCCAGCCUCUGUGACUCUGGAUCCUAACACAGCCCAUCCCCGGCUCAUCCUGUCUGAGGACCAGACCCGAGUGAGAGUCAGUGACAGAGAACAGCAGGUUCCUGACACCCCGGAGAGGUUUAGUAACUAUUGCAGUAUCCUGGGGUCUGAGGGCUUCAUAUCAGGGAGACAUUACUGGGAGGUGGGGGUGGGGAACAGCACACACUGGACAGUGGGGGUGGCCCGAGCGUCUGUGCCCAGGAAGGAGUAUUUCACACAUGGACCUGAGAUUGGAGUCUGGGCUGUGGGGCUAUACAAUGGCCAAUAUGUAGCUCUAACCUCACCUCCUACCCCCCUCUCCCUGAGUGUGAGCCCCCGGGUGCUGGGCGUGUACCUGGACUAUGCGGGAGGACAGGUGUCGCUGUACAACGCUGACCACAUGUCUCAUCUCUUCACUUUCACCCACACAUUCUCUGGGAAACUCUUCCCUUACUUCAGCCCUGGCCGUAACACCAAUCUGACACUGACCCCCUGACAAGCGUGAGGGUGACCAAUCAGAGAUAGGAUACGGGGGUUACCGGCCGGAGAGUGGAGGUGACGUAAGAACAUAGAAACAGGAGGUGGCCAUUCAGCCCCUCGAGCCUGUUCGGCCAUUCUAUAAGAUCACGGCUGAUCUGUACCUCAACGCCAGUUACCAGCCUUUGCUCCGUAUCCCUUAACACCCCGACUUGACAAACAUCUCUACACCUCCGUCUGGACACUGUGAAUGGAUCCAACCAUAAUCCACAGCCUUUUGGGGGAGAGAGUACCAGGUUCCCAUUGGUCUUUGGGUGAAAAACUGCCCCUAAUUUUUAAAUGUCCCGACUCUAAUAUUAAGAUGAUGCUCUUUUUGUUCUGGAUUCUAAUUUCUCUGUAUCUACACUAUCAAAUGCCUCUGUUAUUUUAAAAUCCUCAAUUAGAUCAUCCCUCGUCCUUCUAAACUCACUGGAAUAGAGACCAAGUUUAUGCAACCUGUCCUCGUGAUUUAACACUUAAGCCCUAGGAUGUCCUCCUGAUGUGAAAGGUGUUAUAUACAAAUGUAAUUUUGUUUUGUGUUGUGUUGGUAUCACAAUAAAAUGGACGGAUGAACAAUC